Molecule: messenger RNA, 2762 nt
Organism: Engraulis encrasicolus (European anchovy)
Lineage: Eukaryota; Metazoa; Chordata; Actinopteri; Clupeiformes; Engraulidae
Product: DNA ligase 1-like
Exons: 2
Coding region: 1224-2282 (352 amino acids)
Source: RefSeq, a predicted model, not a curated record
CAGUGACACUGAUGGUCAAACAGACUCUGAGGAUGACACCGUUCUGCAGAAGAGAACACUGAAUGAGAUGAACAAUGGAGUUGCAGAAUAUGUGACAUCGAAGAGGACGAAUGCUGAAAAAAUAACGAGAGAGAAAAGCAUAAAUGGACUUAUGAGGACAGCAGAGCAGCUGGUAAAGAAGUGGCCUGGGCCGUCAUACAGUGACACUGAGAGUCAAACAGACUCUGGGGACAGGAUGGACACAAUUUUGCAAAUAGUAAAAGCUGACAGGACAAGGCCAGAAGAGAGAGAACUGCUGAAAAAGCAGGCGAGAUCACUGAUGAAAAAUAGAGCUGCAGAAGAUGUGAACACAAAGAGGAUGAUGGAAGAGAAAAUGAAGGAGAAGAAAAUAGAUGAGUUGAUGAAUACUGCUGGAAAGCUGGUGAAGAAGUGGCCUGGGCCCUCGUACAGUGACACAGACAGCCAAUCAGAUCCCGUGGACAAUUGGAUGGAAAAUAUGUUGGAAAUGAAAGCACGGAGGAGAAUGACAGAUGAAAUGGUGCUGCAGGAGAGAACACUGAAUGAGAUGAACUAUAGAACUGCGGAAUAUGUGACAUCGAAGAGGGCAACGGAUGAAAAAAUAAUAAAGAAAGAGAAAAAAAUAGAUGGACUGAUAAGGAGUGCAGAGCAGCUGGUGAAGAAGUGGACUGGGCCGUCAUACAGUGACACAGACAGUCAAACGGACUCUGGUGACGACUGGAAGGAAAAGAUUUCGGAAAUGAAUGCACAAAAGAAAAUAAUGAACUGGACAAUGAAGGAGGGGAAUGUGACAAAAUACAUAGAUAAACUGAUGAAGGAUGCAGAGCAUCUCAUGCAAAAGUGGCCUGGGUCUUCAAACCCAGACAUAGACAGACAAAUGGAUUCUGGUGACUCCUGGAUGGAUGACGUCCAUGACAAUACGCUACAGGACAAACCGGUAUGUGAGACUGACAAACAUGACAAAGAUGACGAAACAAUGGAGGACAAAGGCUCAAGAGACGGAACACUAAAGAAGCCAAAACGAGACCAAACAGACAAUGAUUGGAUGGAGAAAGAGAUCGUCUUAGAAACACAGAGGAGACACUUGAAGAUUGAAGAAAGGCAAAACUAUUGGAAAAGAGUGCUGGAUGAAGACCAGAUUUUGGAAACGAAAGAACAAAGUAAAAUGGCGGAAGAGAUGAUACCACAGAGAGAUCAGCACAUCAAUGGAGACAGACGAAGAGAAUUCCAUUGAUGAAAAAGUAAUGGCUCAGCCAAGAACAUCAAUGGAGGCAGAGGAAGAGAAGUCAAGAGUGAAGAGAACAGUUGAUGAAAAAGUAAUGGAACUGAAAGAGACAGAUGAUGUCAUGAAGCUUCUAGAGCAGAAGAACAGGUACGGGUCUUCGCACAGCGACACCGACACCCAAACCGACUCUGAUGAUGCUCUGAGAGGCCAGGAGGUUAUCGAGAUAAACCAGGCAGCAGCACCAAGCCGACACUUCGAGAACAAUGAGCGGCAAGAAGAGCAAGAACAGCAAAGAGUUGAAAAGGUGGGUGUGCUGAGAGAGAGAAUGCAACACGCGGUGGAAGAUGGACGUGUAGAAGAAACAAAACUGAACAGGAGCAAAACAGUGGAAGAAAUGGCGGAAUGGACAGACGACGAUGUAAUGAAGCUUGUGCAGGUAUUGAAGAAGAAGUGGUUUGACACCGAAGACAGCAGCAUAGACCACCAAGCAGACUCUGAUGACACUCAUGUGGAUGAGGUGGAGAAGAUUACUAUACAGGAGAAGGAGGAGGAGAAAGAGGAGGCGAAAGAGGAGGAGAGGGAGGAGGAGGAGAAAGAGGAGGAGAGAGAGGAGGAGGAGAAAGAGGAGGAGAGGGAGGAGGAGGAGAAAGAGGAGGAGAGGGAGGAGGAGGAGAAAGAGGAGGAGAGAGAGGAGGAGGAGAAAGAGGAGGAGAGGGAGGAGGAGGAGAAAGAGGAGAUGGUGCAGGCAUCUAAGACAGGGCAGCAGAAGAAUAAACUUGUCAGAGGCAUUGCAUGGAUUAGGAAGCGCUUGGGAUUCAAGCCAUCAGCCAGGCAGAAAGAGGAGGAAAAAGAAGAAGAAAAUAAAGAGAAGAAGAAGAAAAGCAAACGAUUGAAACUCUUCAGAUGGUUUACCAAGAGGAAAUUAGACAAAAAAAACCAUCCCCAAAGACAAAAUAAUGACACAAGUAUUGCAGUGGCUAUAUACACCACCAUCUCCAGUUUAGGCUGCAGACCACCACCAAGGCCAAGGCCUGGCUAAUGCCACCUGUCUGUAUUUGUGGAAGAGGCGAGGAUGACAGAUUUAACAGGUUGCCGGGAUCAAGUCUUGCACACAAGGAAUCUGACAGAGGUGGGAGGAGGACAAAGGGAGGGGUCAGUUGUCUCGGUCUCAGACAACAGGAAUCCAUACAAUACUGCUGUUCCUCAAAAAGAAUAUAGGCCCGAAAUAAAGGAAGGCAAUGCAUUGAUUAACCCAUUUUUUCCUAAGCCCUUUUUGGGAAAGUGUGCACUCUACCUAUUAAAUCCUAAAUAUCUCAGCCUCCGAAGCACAUACAAACAUGAAAUGAGUUGCGUUGAAAAGCUAGGUUCCUCGUUUUGCCUUAGAAUGUGUUCAUCAAGCUCUAGCUUACCCACAUUUUUAAUAAAACAGCUCAAAUCUCAAGAACCUGAAUUCAGCGUAUAUGUGUGUCCAGGACACAAUGGGUUAAGGACCGAGAAGGCAGAAAGAGGGAUAAAAUCA